This is a messenger RNA of Zea mays, 1020 nucleotides long. Its product is annotated as putative RING zinc finger domain superfamily protein. Lineage: Eukaryota; Viridiplantae; Streptophyta; Magnoliopsida; Poales; Poaceae. The coding region runs from base 129 to 725 and encodes 198 amino acids. The transcript has a single exon. The record is from RefSeq and is marked provisional.
GCACGGAUCGCUGUCUGCACCAACACCCAGCGCCGACUCCCCACCUCGUCGAGCUAGUCUCGUGUCGUGUCGUGUCGUGCGUGGCCCACUUGGCUCGCCGCCAGCCAGGUCAGCAGCACGCCGCGACGAUGAGCUCCGGCGGGACGCCGCCCGUGGGGCUGGCACCGGUGGACGGCAACUCCGGCGGCAUGUUCAGCACCGACCGCAUCGGCGGCUUCGGCUACGGCGUCGGCGUCUCCGUCGGCAUCCUCCUGCUCAUCACCACCAUCACGCUCGCCUCCUACUUCUGCACCCGGGCGCCCGUCGACGCGGCGGGGGAGGCUGCUGCUGCCGCCGCCGCCCCGUCGUCGUCCCGGCGCCACGGCGGCGGCGGCGGCGGCGGCGAAGGGGCGCAGGCGCACGACGUCGAGCUCGGCAUCGACGAGGACACGCUCAAAGGGUACCCAGAGGUGGUGUACGAGAAGGAGGCCAAGGCCGCCGCCGCCAACAAGAAGGGCACCACGUGCACGUGCUGCUCCAUCUGCCUCGACAACUACGGCGACGGCGAGGUGCUCCGGAUGCUGCCCGACUGCGGCCACCUGUUCCACCGCGAGUGCGUCGACCCGUGGCUCCGCUACCACCCGACGUGCCCCGUGUGCCGGACGUCGCCGGUGCCGAGCCCCAUGCCGACGCCGCUCGCCGAGGUCACGCCGCUGGCGAUGGCCGGUAUGUCGAUGUCGUCGUGACAACGGCACGGACCGGGUUCUUUUCUCCUCCUCUUCUUCUUCUUCUAAAAAUUCUUCCUUUUCUUGCCCUUACUGCUAAAACAUGGAAUCGACGAAAAUGUUCAGGGCACUAGGAAUUAGAAUAUAUUUUUUUUCUCAGGUGUAAUUGUAAAUUUGGGAUGGGCUCAGGCGCUCAGCGUAUUUUCCAUUUCUCCUUGAUGAAAAAGCAAAGCUUGAAUUAGGAUUAUCUAGGGCGAUUGCAAACGUUUUGGCGGAUCUUCAAAUUAUAUGGAACCGCGAUUUCUGUUUUGGCAAA